GGACUUCCAAAUCAACUAACCCAAGACUCUACCCUUCCACCAAAAGAACUAUCAGCAGUGCAAGAUGUAAUCUAAUUUGUGGACAGGCUCCAGGGGCAAGUAGGACUCAUGGUACAUUUCACAGCUGUUGGAGCGGCCACCAUUUGUGGGAGAACAGUGAUUAGACUGCAGAAUGUGGAAUUGUCCAGAGUUUACCUGCAAGUUUCAUCAGAGUUGCGCUGGAAACAGAAGAUAGAGGGAGUGUAGGAGCUCGCCAUCUCCAAGCGAUCUACAUUGGGAAAAACAUGGAGUCGGCUCCGGCAGCCCCCGAUCCAGCAGCCAGUGAGCCGGGCAGCAGCGUCUCCGAGGCGGCCGCCGGCGCCAGGGACACCCCGGUGAACCUGGAGCCUGCCCGGAAAAGCGAUGCGCCGGCUCCCGUCCGCAGGCAAAGCUACUCCAGCAGCAGCAGCAGCAGCAGAGGUAUUUCUGUAACAAAGAAGACUCAUACAUCUCAAAUUGAAAUUAUUCCAUGCAAGAUCUGUGGAGACAAAUCAUCAGGAAUCCAUUAUGGUGUCAUUACAUGUGAAGGCUGCAAGGGCUUUUUCAGAAGGAGUCAGCAGAGCAAUGCCACAUACUCAUGUCCUCGACAGAAGAACUGUCUGAUCGACCGGACCAGUCGGAACCGCUGCCAACACUGUCGCUUACAGAAAUGCCUUGCUGUGGGGAUGUCUCGGGAUGCUGUAAAGUUUGGUCGAAUGUCAAAAAAGCAGAGGGACAGCCUGUACGCCGAGGUGCAGAAACACCGAAUGCAGCAGCAGCAGCGGGAUCACCAGCAGCAGCCAGGAGAGGCAGAACCACUCACACCAACAUACAAUAUCACCACCAAUGGGUUAACAGAGCUACAUGACGACCUCAGUAAUUACAUUGAUGGGCAUACCCCUGAAGGUAGCAAAGCAGACUCUGCAGUUAGCAGCUUCUACUUAGACAUACAGCCUUCUCCAGAUCAGUCGGGUCUUGAUAUUAAUGGAAUCAAACCAGAACCAAUAUGUGACUACACACCAGCAUCGGGCUUCUUCCCUUAUUGUUCUUUUACAAAUGGGGAGACCUCUCCAACUGUGUCCAUGGCAGAAUUAGAACAUCUUGCACAGAAUAUUUCCAAGUCACACAUGGAAACUUGCCAGUACUUGAGAGAGGAGUUACAGCAGAUAACAUGGCAAACUUUUCUGCAGGAAGAAAUUGAGAACUAUCAGAACAAGCAAAGGGAGGUAAUGUGGCAGUUAUGCGCAGUCAAAAUAACAGAAGCUAUACAGUAUGUAGUGGAAUUUGCCAAACGCAUUGAUGGUUUUAUGGAACUGUGUCAAAAUGAUCAAAUUGUGCUUUUAAAAGCAGGGUCUUUAGAGGUUGUGUUCAUCAGAAUGUGCCGUGCCUUUGACUCCCAGAACAACACAGUCUACUUUGAUGGCAAGUAUGCUAGCCCAGAGGUUUUCAAGUCCUUAGGUUGUGAAGACUUCAUUAGCUUUGUGUUUGAAUUUGGAAAAAGUUUAUGUUCUAUGCACCUGACAGAAGAUGAGAUCGCUUUGUUUUCUGCGUUUGUUUUAAUGUCAGCAGAUCGCUCAUGGCUUCAGGAGAAAGUAAAAAUUGAAAAACUCCAACAGAAGAUCCAGCUAGCACUUCAGCACGUCCUACAGAAGAACCACCGAGAAGAUGGAAUUCUAACAAAGUUAAUAUGCAAAGUGUCUACUUUAAGAGCACUGUGUGGACGACAUACAGAAAAGCUUAUGGCAUUUAAAGCAAUAUACCCAGACAUUGUGCGACUUCAUUUUCCUCCACUUUACAAGGAGUUGUUCACUUCAGAGUUUGAGCCAGCAAUGCAAAUUGAUGGGUAAACGUAUCACCUAAGCACUUCUAGAAUGUCUGAAGUACAAACAUUAAAACAAAAGAAAGGAAAAAAAAGGAAAAAAAAAAAAAAGAAAACCAAGACACUUUAUAUGGCCCUGCACAGACCUAGGGAGCCAACACACUGCACAUCUCUUGGCAGUCGGGGUCAGGCGAAGGAUGGGAAACAAUGAAACAAAGUUGAACUUGUUUUUCUCAUGCAUAUGAUUUCCAUUAUGCCUACAAAUAUGGACCCUUUUUCUGUCUCAACUUCUCAAUCCUUGACCUCUGUUUACACAGACUGAGGGUACUAAUGUCAGAAGGUUGUUUUCUCCUGUAGUUCACUGCCCAGAUUUUUGACAGAACAAUCAAUUUGUUGGUCAGAACAGAGUCCACCUAGUAAUCAGCGACUGGUGUGCGUUGCAGAGAUUUCAGCAUCAGUUUGCACAACUUGCUCAUUGUUUCAUGAAGGACGAUUUUUUUUCACCUACCACUGUUUGCCAGUAGACAGAAUGGCAUGAAAAGGGUCCAUAGCAAUAGCAACAAUAGCAUUAUAAUAUAUUACAGGGUAAAUGGGCAUGAAGACUAUAUAUAGCAAAAGAGAUAUUGUUUAUAUAUUGUUUUAAUUAAUAUAAAAUGUAGUUACUGGUAUAGCUUUUCUUGUUGAAUUGAUAAGGCACUUUCAUUUUGCACCUUUUUCUUUAAAUUAAAUGCUAGCGUGUUCAUUGUUGUGUUGCAUGUGCACCAGAAAUUCAAGUUUAACUGAAAAAGGUUUGGCAGGUACUGGUACAUUGGGAGGUAUUUAUGCUGCUGUUUUCCAUGUUACUUUUAAAGAGAGGCUGGUCAUAUCCUGAAAUGGUUACAGAUUUUUUUAAAGAGUUGAAAAUAAUGACAAUUUUCUACAUUAAAAUUAUUCUUUCAGAAGUUAAAUUCAAAGGUACUUUUAUUUUCAAAUCUUUCAAACCUGGAUGCUUCAAAGUCAAAAGCCUUAUUUUCAAAUGUUCUGAGUUUCCACUGUCAGAGUUAAACUAAUUAAUUACAAAUCAUUUACAAAUGAGUAACAGAACAUCUUUGAAAAUCAGGCUAUUAAAUAGUGUAUUUCUGCCCACCAUAAAUCCAGGUUUGAAAGUAUUUAUUCAAGUCUGUAUCUACAGUAAAAGUAUGUGUGUAUGACAUGUCUGCAGAAAAGUAGUUUUUAUACAUGAUAUUACAUACUUUUUUACUCCAUAUUGUAAACAAUGUCUUCAGAUGCCAAGCUGUAGCCUGUCAAAAUCUAUGGGUUUGUCUUUGAUUUCAGUGAGUUUGAGACACUGACCCCUGUUCUUCCAGCAUCCAGCAGUUCAGUUUCAGGGAGCUGAACAGAGAAGUCUGUUCUCUCCUUGUUUAAAAAGACGCACUUUAAAGUUGAUCAGAUGGGGACAGACUAAGGAAGGAAAGGCACACUUUUGCUAGAAAGCAUUGGUUUGUUCUUGGUACAAGCCUGGAAAUCAUUAAUAUCAGAAAUCUGCAUUCUGAUUCCUGUAUUGCAUAACCAACCAAUAAGCUGAAUCCUGCAGUGUUACUAAUUACCAUUCCUUUCAGGAAGAAUUCUGUCUCUGAGCAAAGCUGGCAGUAAAUGUAGUUCUGAAGGAAACAGAUUCACAUAAACAACAUUGCAAAUUAAAAUUGUAGCUGUUUGAGCCAGAGGUGUAUAACUGGGUUUGCAUGAGAUGAAGAUGCGUAACUGGAUGCCCUGUAGGCCAACGCAAAUGCAGUUUCUGAUGAAGUACCUAAGAAAAAGCUGGGAACUUCAGAAAAGGAAAAGGAAUGAGACAGAAUGUGCCCUACUGCUUUAAUUUCCAAGGGUAAACAAUCUCAUAUAGGUUAUAGUUGUUGAGAAGUAACAAGCAAAUAGAAGCACACUGAAACCUAAGUAUCUUAAAAGGAGAAUCAGUGGGUUCUUAUUAGCAAAAUACAGUUUAUUCUAUGAUUUGAACAUGUUUCCUUUGGGGUCAAAUUGAGACAUUUAUCUAUGACACUUACUAAAACCGUUCCAGUCUAGCACAUCAGGGAAGGUUACAGCUAUCAUUCAUCUCUAGGGUUUGAAAGGAGGCCGAGAGGAGAGCAUCACGGUUCUUCCUCAGAGCUGUGUGCUCUGGAGUGUGGGAGGGGAACACCUGCAGCUCUGUGAGCACUGGGAUGGAGGCAGGAGAGGGCUUUUGGAUGAAGUCCAUAGAGCUGUCUUUUUCCUGCUCCAUCCUGCCUGCUCCUGAAGAGGUGGCUCACAGCCCAGCACGUGCUCUCUCCACUCCCACUGAAACGCUUUUCCUAGGAUCAUUGUUUACUUUAUUGGAGUAACUGGCAUGAUAUGGUACUUGCAUUCUAAUGUGUGUUCCUAUUUUUGAAGCACCCCUUUUAACUAACAAAUGUUUUCUGAAUGUGACCAGCCUUAGGUGCUAGUCCUGUAAAGAUCAACUAAACUUAAUCUCAGUGUCAACUAAUGAAUAAUGAAUAAGACCUGUACUUUUUUAGAGAGCGAGAUACAACUCCUACUUCUGACAAUGUAGACUACCAGGCAAAAUAUUUGGGGAUUAGUUUUCAGUCACAUCCUGUUCUUACCUUUUUAUGAUGAAUAUUAGUACUUUACCAGGCAUCUAGGUGCCAGUGAUUUUGUUUGGAAUCUGUUUAGCAUAUUUACAUUCAUAAAUCAUUGACAAUACAAGUCUUGGAGCAUUUACUAAUAAAAUACAUAACGAUAAAAAGGUUUCAAAUAGGGCCUUAGCUGAAAGUGAUCUUCCAGGCCAGAAAAUACUAUCAUUUUUGUUUGUGGGAGCUCAUGUGUACUGGGACCUUGUUAAAUCAGGCUGAGCAUACAUACCCCAAGUAACUUAGCUUUCCUGAUCACAGUUAACAGCCGCUUGGCAAUAGAGUAUAAUUUCUGGGUUGCUGUUCAUGGAGAGGGGAAAAAAAGGGAUACGGCACAGCAGAUGUACUGAUAAGACAUCUGUUGCCAAGGAGGUUUUUAUGCAAGGGGACUCAGAAUGACACUGGAGUGGCUGCUCAGAGAUGGCCAUGUGAGAACCCAGCGCAGCAGAGGAAAUUGCCUCUGCAAAACACGUGGGACUGUGGCCUGGUAUCAGAUGAUCAACCAGUUAAAAAACACUGGAGGUCAAUGGAUAUUCACAUGAAUAUUUUCAUCAUGUGCCCAGUUCACUACAAAUAAAAACACUAGGAUAGCUGAACGUAAUAUUUUAAGUUUUGAUUACCUGGUCCUUAGAGUCUGCAAAGAUAUUUUCCUUGGGAGUUAUAUCUGUCCCUGGAGAUGUUUUCUGGAUUUCUAGGAAGAGCUACUAGACUUAUACUGUCAUCUGAACCACCCUAACAUAUGUCAUCACCUCCCGCGUUGUUUGACGUAUGGAAUUAGGUAAAAAGGGAGGCUGUUUUUAAGUUUGGUUGUUCUUUAUUAGCUUAUCUAUCUUAGUAUGGAUACCAAGAUAUCUGUGUAUGUGCACCUGUGUGUGUGUGAGAGAGUCCAUUGUGUGCGCACAUGAGUGUAUGCGUGGGACGUGUGAGCGGCUGCUUCUAGGCUGUUAAGUGUCAAUGGAAUAAAGAAAAUGUAUUCAAAAUACUUAAGUCAAAAAUAGAAGGUGGAAAAAAAGAUUUAUUCUAUACAAAGCCUUGUCUGGACCACUUUAGAGAGACUUCUAUUUUUUUAACCCUUCUAUAAAUGUUUGAUGGCACUUGAAAUAUUCCUGCAAUAAAAUGUGAUUUGUGUAAACAUUAAAAAAAAAAAGAUUUUGUAAUGUGAAACAAUGAAAGAAAGUAAUGUAAUUUUUCUAAAAAACAAAAAAAAACCACAAACGAACGAACUUUGUAUUAUUUUCUUGAUGGAAUUUGUCUAUUUGUCUUUGGAAAACUUUUUAUUUCAUUGAAUGUGCCAUAGUAGAGGUGUGUUUUUCUUUUUUGUUUUGUUUUGGGGUUUUUUUUUAACAUUUUAGAUUAAAGGAAUAGCUGUGUUCCGACAUUCCAAAAUGCAAGAUGACAUAGCAGUCAUGAUUAAAAGGUUUGAUUAGUAAGCUUCAAUCAUUGUUGCUUUUUUUGCACAUGUUCUUCAUUCCUCUACAGUGCAAUAUGUACAUAGAGCACUUGCGGGUGUAACCUUGAUCCCUCAGGGAAAAAUACAUAUUUGUACAGGAUUUUUCUUUUUUUUUUUGCCUUUUUUCUUUUCUUUCCUUUUUUUCUUUUUCUUUCUUUUUCUUUUUUUUUUUUUUGCUAAGGAAUGUCGAUUGAAUCACUUGUCUGUUGUUGAGGGGCAGCCAGAUAAUAAUCCUAAACCACUGUCACAAAACAUUGAUUGUUUAAAUUUUGUGCCCUUUUAUUAUUUAAAAAAGAAAAAUAAAAGUUAUUUUCUGACAGUUCUUUGUGCUGAUUGGUGAAAAAAAGGGUAAAUAGAUAAGCACCUUAUGAUUGACUUAACUGUGAAUGACAAUCCAUCUCGUUAUCAACAAGAGAAGCCCUAUCAUUUUGGAGCUGGGGUUAUGAGUCAGAAACUAAUGUGCUCAGGGAUCUUCUAAAACUCUUCAACAGGGUGGCCAGCACUGCUGGUGGAACAAAUUACUUUUUAAAAAAUACGCUAGUAUUUCUUCCCUUCCCCCUGCCCCCAGGCACAAGAGAACUGGAUUUUUUUUUAACUCAAUGCUCUAUGUGUGCCUCAUUCUCUUGCUCACUUUUGUAGUAGAGCUGCUUUUUGGUCGGUAUUUUGCUCGAAACAGAAGUACUUCAAACAGUGCAAAGAUUUUACAAUUAUAUUUUAGAAAAUAAAUGCUGACCCACUAAAUAAAUGAUUGAAAUUAAUUUCAGUACCCUCUGGACAUUUUUAUAAUGAUAGGACUACUUUUCCAGAUGAAAUUCAGUGUUCUGCAAUAGAAAACAGCUUUUAGUAUUUAAAUUAUUGUCAAAGAAAAUGAAUCAGCUUAUGAGAACACAGUAAGAAUGAAAAGGUCAUGAUUAGGUUUCAGCAGUGAAGUCACACAGAAGGGAACACAGAUCUGCAGGAAUACAAGAACAACACUUCAAAUGUUGUCUGUUGUUGUUGCAGAUGUUUCAUGGUAAAGCCAAAACCUGACUGGAAAGAAGCACUGAGGCUGAAGACAUUUUCAUAUCUAGUACAUCAAAUACAGCAAUUCCAAGUGAUCUUACAAUGGCACCAAAAUCCACCAAUGUUUAGGAAGUCUCCCAGUGCCAAACUAUAGGAUGCUGGAAGCAUGUCCCAAUUAGCUUUGUUUUAUGGUUUCACAUUCUUUUGAAAAUGCAAGUAGAAAAGCAAAUAAACAACUAUGAGCAAAAUGAGCAAGGUGUCAAGACUUUGGUUACGUUGGGAAGAGAGUGAAUUUAAUUUCUCCAUCAAAUCUGUCUGCUUGCAGAAAGCCCCAGUUUUCCAGUAUCUUUGACGAUUUUUUCAUGGGGUAUACAGCUUCCAGUUGGUUACUUUAGAUUGCUUAAUAAAUAGGGAAACUAUUUACUAGUACUUAGGGUUUCACAGGCUGACAGUUGAGUUUAGCUAGGAAUGGCUUUCCAAGGCAGACGAGUGCUUAGCAAGUAUGAUCAGUUGGUGUUCUGGCAUCUUCAGCAGAAGAAAAUUCCUAUUGCUGAUUCACAGUGGGCCCUAUUCUUUACACACUUGCACAUCAAUUAAACAUACUCUUGGAAUGGACAAUCUAUAAGAUGUUUUAACUAUGUAGUGGGAUGAUCCAAGCAUUACAAUAUCUUUUUUAGGAUUGGCUAGACAGUCCCCAGUCUGUACUUGAUGAACAAAACAGGUCACACAGUGUAAGCUGUGCAAACAACAUGUAUUUUUUCCCUAGACAUUCCUAAACUCCCCAAUGUAGAUAAACCUAUUAAUAUAAAUGUCAGAAACAGCACUUACUAUACAAUAUCCAAAAAUAAUAAGCAAUUUUCUCUUGAUUAUUCAUUGUAUGAAAUUCUACCUGUGCUAGCUGAUUCAGAUUGCACAGAACAUCUUUAUUUUCCUUAGCUGAAUAUAACUAUUAGAAUUACUUUUUAAUUAUUAAUACUAAUAUUUAUUACUUUUAAAGUUUCAUCCAUUAAUAUAUUUGAAUAUUAGCCUCUUACUUUCUUUUUGUUUAAAUAUUCCUGUCAGUAAAUCAUUUGGUGGAAAUGAGGGCAAAUGCAUACAAAUACCAAAUACAACAACAAAAAGUAAAGUUUUAAAAUACAAAUUAGUUUUUAUUUUAAAAUUCUUGCAGUGUGUGCUUUAAUUCUAGUACUGUGAUAAUGGCUUGCUACAUAAUGCUAAGUCACUGGACUUGAGGGGAAAAAUACGUAACAUAAUAUACAGUCUAUCUUUGGAACUUUAUUCAGGUACUAAAUAGAAUUUUAACAUCAAAACAGAAGCUGUAUUCUACCUUUUCCAUAUGUAAUGUUGCUGUUUGUCUUUUUUUUUUUUUUUUUUUUGCCUUUAUCAUUGGUAGAAUAUAGCAAUAACUUUAUAGCAAUAAGUAGGCUAUCCAAAUAA
Molecule: messenger RNA, 8368 nt
Organism: Corvus hawaiiensis (hawaiian crow)
Lineage: Eukaryota; Metazoa; Chordata; Aves; Passeriformes; Corvidae
Gene: RORA
Product: RAR related orphan receptor A
Exons: 12
Coding region: 285-1865 (526 amino acids)
Biological process (GO): regulation of transcription by RNA polymerase II; negative regulation of inflammatory response
Cellular component (GO): nucleus
Molecular function (GO): nuclear receptor activity; zinc ion binding; RNA polymerase II cis-regulatory region sequence-specific DNA binding
Source: RefSeq, a predicted model, not a curated record